AUGACAGAAAUUCGCUAUAAAAAAUUGCAAGAAGUACUCAAAAAUGAACAUGAAAUACUACUACAGGAUCUUCAUAGAGUAUAUGCUGAUUAUUUAAAUUCAAAAGCUGCAUUAUUGUACAGGAACUUAGAAUUUUAUGAUUCAAUCAUAUAUACCAUUCUUGAAAAUAAUCAAGAUCCAAUUCGAUUAAAAUUUUAUGUUAGAGAUAUUGUAGAACUAUUAAAAGAAACUGAGGAUACUGCAUACGUCAAAAUUGAAUCAAUUUUUCAGCAUCAAGCAAACAACAAUCAAUACUAUAUAUUUUUUUGGUUCAGUUGGUUUCAGACAACAAAUAAACUAGAUCCUAUAUUGAAAUAUCUAUUUUAUGAUAUCUAG
Racocetra persica is the source of this 375-nucleotide messenger RNA. NCBI's taxonomy places the organism in Eukaryota, Fungi, Glomeromycota, Glomeromycetes, Diversisporales, Gigasporaceae. The record is from the annotation of a GenBank genome assembly.